Molecule: messenger RNA, 2344 nt
Organism: Branchiostoma belcheri (Belcher's lancelet)
Lineage: Eukaryota; Metazoa; Chordata; Leptocardii; Amphioxiformes; Branchiostomatidae
Product: alpha-1,3-mannosyl-glycoprotein 4-beta-N-acetylglucosaminyltransferase C-like
Exons: 4
Coding region: 215-1711 (498 amino acids)
Biological process (GO): protein N-linked glycosylation
Molecular function (GO): acetylglucosaminyltransferase activity
Source: RefSeq, a predicted model, not a curated record
UUACCAUGACCCCUGACCCCCAAACAAGUAGCAGGUUUAGAAACAAGGUUUUGCUUUGUUUCCAGUGUUUUGAGAAUGGUUUGGGGUCACGGUCACAUUCUUGAUACAGUCUGACACCUAUUCAACCGUCGUUAAGCCGUGAAAGCGUUUAUUUAACGUGUACCGUGGCUGGGAGAGGUGGGAAGGGGCGCCCGCUGACGGACAGGCGGGUGACAUGGCGCUCCGGUCCGGGAUGAGGUUGUGGCUGUCUCGGAACGUUGUUCUGGGUUCCCUGGCGGUGUCCCUCGCACUGAACGCCUGGAUUCUGUCCAGUACUUUACUCACACAGCAAGUGGACCCGACGUGUGAGGUACAGAAGGAAACCCUGAUCCAGUCCAUGAAGAUAUUAAACAACAGACUCCUGCGACAGGAAGUCCCAGACAAACUUGUGGUGCCGCCAACCAAGGAGAGGUCCAGUAGAGGCAGCAGUGAGGGCUGUAGCAGACCAGCUGUUGUUGAUAUAGAAGCAGCCAGAGUUUGGGGGAAACCACGCAUGACCAAAGGAUUUCUCUCAAUCGGCAUUCCGACAGUAAAGAGAGAGAAUAACACAAACUAUCUGGACGUCACCCUGAACUCAUUAAUAGAGCACACCCCAGAGAGUGAUCGAGGACAAGUCACUAUCGUUAUCUUCCUGGCAGACUUGGACAGAGACUACAACAGGAGACUUUCACUGGAAAUUCAGCAGAACUAUUCCAGGUAUCUAAGCAAUGGCUUUAUACAAGUUGUUCAGGCGCACAAGUCUUUCUACCCACAACUGGAGGGAUUGAAACAAAACUUUAACGACACACAAGAGAGGGUAAAAUGGAGGUCAAAGCAGUGCGUCGAUUUCGCCUUCCUGUUUAGCUACUGUCGCGAUUUAUCAGAGUUCUAUCUUCAGCUAGAAGAUGACGUAAUAUCAGCGGAAAAAUACCUGAAGGCAAUCAGAGACUUUGUCAACUCACAGACAUCUGCUUGGACUAUGCUGGAGUUUUCGGAGCUUGGUUUCAUCGGGAAGUUGUUCAAGUCGUCCGAUUUACAACGACUUGCAGACUUUAUCAUGCUGUUCUACCAGGAAAUGCCAGUGGACUAUCUGAUACGCUACUUCAUACAGCUGCUGCCGCAUCAGAAGUCGUUCCUCCACCUGCCUUCGCUGUUCCAGCACAUCGGGAAACACUCGUCUCUGUCAGGGAAACAGCAGAACCUGGUCGACUCCUUCUUUGUGGAUAGUUUGAAGAGGAGGUAUAACGACUCUGACAACCCGUCGGCUGCGGUGAGCACGAAUAUUCCCGUUUUCAGACAGUUCAAGCCGCAGCUUGCGUACAGCGCCGAGCCCGGAUACCUCUGGGCCAAGAGUCCGCUGGCCGGACAGGCGUUCUUCGUUCUCUUCGAGGAUCCCGCCAGGCUCGCUAGGAUCGUCGUAGAGACCGGUUCUGUAGAACAUUCCACGGACGUUCUGGAGAACGGAACGCUGGAAGCGAGCCCGCGCCUCGUGUCUGUCAACGAGCUGGAUAACACGCCGUACUGCGCGGAGUACGUGAAACUUGGCGAGUUCGAGAACGGGAGGGUUGAGGUGAUGACAAGAAGCAGGGAGGGACUGGGGUCAUUUGAGGUGAAGUGUCUGAAGGUGACAGUAAACAGGGACCAGCAGGUGUGGAUGCUAGUGAAGGAGAUUGCCGUGUGGACAGUUAAAUGAGACCCCCCUACAGUCUAUAAUGAAAGGGUCCAAAAAUAGAGAGCUGCAGAUAUAGCAAUAUUUUGGUACAGCUCGCCUGGCUCAAAGAAAUCGUUAUUUUAUAUAAAAAUGCAAGAUUACAAAGUUUUUAGGCAAUCUUACAAGUGGCUGUAUAGGGUUGUUCACUAGAAUGGAAUGGUUUAACAGGGCUCAAAAUACUGGUUGCAUAUGCACCCAAAAUUGGUGCUGUGCUCUGUGUUCUGACUGGGGGUGUGCUGGUGCACCAAGAUAUUUAAUAUGUAGGUUUAUAUUUAAGAUACUAUGAUCAUAUGAUUGUACACUAGCUUACAGCGUAUUGAGAAAAGAUCUAAUGAUAUAUUACUAUUUUGAUGUUUGCAACUACAUGUAGAGAACACAAGUGUUUUGCAGGCGAAAGUUUUUUACGAGCCUAAAAUUUUUACAAAUAGGUGUCCCAGUGCACCAGGAAUGAAUUUCGAGCCCUGUUUUGGGUUCAAACCCUACCGUAUUCUGCAUUUGAAUCCUUAGCACACCUUCAUGUUGUGACCUUUGUAACUCCUAUAAUAGGCCACAGCAAGUCAUUUUUAUGGAUGACAUCAGCGUGCACAUUAAUUUUUGCCUGAUUUUGGAAAAAAC